AUGUUGGAGCUACGUCUUGUUCAGGAUUCUUUGCUAAAGAAGGUUCUCAAAUCGGUCAAGGAUCUGGUCAAUGAUGCCAACUUUGACUGCUCCAGCACCGGCUUCUCUCUCCAAGACAUGGAUUCCAGCCACGUGGCGCUGGAACCUCUCCAUAGGAUGAAUCUCGGAAACAUGUCCAAGAUGCUCAAGUGCACCGGAAAUGAUGACAUCAUGACCAUCAAAGCCGAUGACGGCGGCGACACCGUCACCUUCAUGUUCGAUAGUCACAUUAAGUUUAAUACGCAAGACAAGAUUGCGGAUUUUGAGAUGAAACUGAUGGAUAUAGACAAUGAGCAUCUAGGGAUACCUGAUGCUGAGCACCUCUCCAUUGUGAGGAUGCCGUCAAGUUAG
Molecule: messenger RNA, 390 nt
Organism: Brassica rapa (field mustard)
Lineage: Eukaryota; Viridiplantae; Streptophyta; Magnoliopsida; Brassicales; Brassicaceae
Product: proliferating cellular nuclear antigen 1
Biological process (GO): mismatch repair; leading strand elongation; translesion synthesis
Cellular component (GO): PCNA complex
Molecular function (GO): DNA polymerase processivity factor activity; DNA binding
Source: RefSeq, a predicted model, not a curated record